Messenger RNA from Daktulosphaira vitifoliae (grape phylloxera), 1189 nucleotides. RefSeq lists its product as uncharacterized. Bases 36 to 944 code for a protein of 302 amino acids. NCBI's taxonomy places the organism in Eukaryota, Metazoa, Arthropoda, Insecta, Hemiptera, Phylloxeridae. The record is from RefSeq and is a predicted model, not a curated record. The transcript is spliced from 2 exons.
UCAAAAAAUUGUCAUCAUUAUUAUUAUUAUAUUUAAUGUUUUCAUUAAGACUUGUCAAUUUUUAUUUUUUACUAUUUUCUGUGAUUUUUUAUACAAAAGCACUUCGGAGUUUAAAAAAAAAUGUAAAUCAGUUAGAUACUUUACUUACGUAUUCAGGGUGGAAAAAUUUAAAUGAUGUGCACUUUAUAAAAUAUUGUAAAACUACAUAUUAUCUUCAAAAUCUGAUUAAAAUACCUACACCUAUCUUAAAUGGUGAUAAAAAAAUACGAGCUUUGUCUAUAUAUCUUGGAUGUUCAUACGCAAAAAUUAUGAAUUAUCUUUUUGUUGUUAUAAGCAUAGUUACAAAAAUAUGUGACGAAAGAAUUAAACAAGAAGAAGUCUUAAUAGAUGGAUUCAUUUGCACAGAAGAACUCAUAAACAUAAUAUCCAGAUUAAUUGUUCCAAUGGCAAUAAUGAUGAAAGGAUCUAUGGACGCUUUGGAUUUAUUACAUAACAAGCCAUGGACUACUAGUGAUAGACCUUACUAUUUGGUAAAUCCUUUAUUAGGAAAAAUAGGAAAUAUUCUCGACGACUUAAAUAAACCAAAGCUAUCACGUGAUGAUAGAUCUAUAUACUAUUCCAUGUUAGAAAAUUUAUAUGUAUGUUGUCAUAGAACAUUGUAUGAAAUAAACAUUGUAACUAAAAAUUACUGUGAAUUUGUACCUUAUGAUAUGAAUUGUUUAUGGGAAGACUGGUAUCAGGAAUAUAAAGCCCUUAUUGAUCAAAAUGAAAAAUUAUUUUUUAUCAAAUUCUUAACCAAAAAAAUCAAGGAUUAUACAAAAACAGUAAUUAGAGAAAAGUAUUUUCACCUCGGAUUUAAAUUUGAUCCAAUUACCGAAGAAACAUUUAUACCAACACCAAAGGAACCAAAAGAACCAGAUCUUGAAUUUAUAGUUGAAAUUUGAUGCAAUAGAGGAAUAACCUCCAACUCCAAUACAAACAGAGACUCAAUAAUUCAUGCUGUAAUGAAAUUAAUUUUGUCCUACAUUAAUAUUUUAUUAACAUAAUUUACAUCAUUCUUAUUUAAAUAAUUAUAAUUUUUUAAAUAUUUAAACAGUUAUUCAAAAAUAAUCGUAUGAUAUCGUAUCUUAAAUAUAAUACUGGAAUUUUUUUUUUCUUAAUUGUUUAAUUAUUAUUGGAAUAAAAACAU